UUAACUACUGCUUCUUUACCACAUCUACUCUUUAUAUAAUAACAACCAUGCCAAUCAUAUAAUCUAUGUCUUGUAAAUUUCAUCAACCCAACUUUAUUUCAGAUGAAAGAUCAGCUGAGCUUUUCAGCUUUUACAAGAGAUGAAUCCAACAUGGGAAUGAUAAUGGUAGUAGCUUCCAUGAUUUUGUCAUGGCUUUUCAUCUACAGAUGGAACCAGAGAACGAAAAAAGGCCCAAAAACAUGGCCAUUGGUGGGAGCUGCCAUCGAACAACUGAUGACUUAUGAUACAAUGCAUGAUUGGCUAGUAAAAUAUCUUGAAGAGUCAAGAACUGUGGUGGUGCCGAUGCCAUUUACAACAUAUACUUACAUUGCUGAUCCUGCCAACGUCGAACAUGUGCUGAAGACAAAUUUUGCUAAUUACCCGAAGGGUGAUGUAUACCACUCAUACAUGGAAGUAUUGCUUGGAGAUGGUAUAUUUAAUGUAGAUGGAGAGCUUUGGAGGAAACAGAGGAAGACAGCAAGCUUUGAAUUUGCUUCUAAGAACUUGAGAGAUUUCAGCACACUAGUUUUCAGAGAAUAUAGCCUCAAACUCUCUGAUAUUCUGAGUCAAGCAUGUUUUCAGAAUCAAGAAGUAGACUUGCAGGAAUUAUUAAUGAGGAUGACUUUGGACUCCAUCUGCAAGGUGGGAUUUGGUGUUGAAAUUGGAACACUAGCUCCUCAUCUACCAGAAAACCGUUUUGCGCUGGCAUUUGACACUGCAAACAUAACUGUUACCCUACGAUUUAUAGAUCCUUUAUGGAAAGUGAAGAAGUUCCUCAAUGUGGGCUCAGAAGCUGUUUUAGACAAGAGCAUUAAAAUCAUAGAUGAUUUUACUUAUUCGGUUAUCCGCAGGAGAAGGGCGGAAAUAGAAGCUGAAAAGAUUAAUAAAAUGGACAAGGUAAAGAACGAUAUACUGUCGAGGUUCAUUGAACUAGGAAAAGACCCUGAAAAUAACAUGACUGAGAAAAGCCUCAGAGAUGUUGUCCUGAACUUUGUUAUUGCUGGAAGAGACACCACUGCCACAACUCUGACCUGGGCAAUAUACAUGAUCAUGACACAUGAUAAAGUAGCAGAGAAGCUACACUUAGAUCUCAAAGCUUUUGAAGAAGAGCGGGCUAAAGAAGAGUGUGUGUCAUUACAAUCUUAUGAGACAAAUGACCCUGCAUCUCUCAGUCAGAGACUGAAGCAAUAUGCAGGACUCAUGAAUUAUGACUCACUAGGAAAGCUACACUACUUGCAUGCAGUGAUCACAGAAACACUUCGACUGUACCCUGCGGUCCCUCAGGAUCCAAAGGGUAUCUUAGAGGAUGAUAUAUUGCCUGAUGGAACCAAAGUAAAAGCAGGAGGAAUGGUGACUUACGUGCCAUAUUCCAUGGGUAGAAUGGAGUACAACUGGGGUCCUGAUGCAGCUUCAUUUAAACCUGAGAGAUGGCUCAAAGAUGGGAUUUUCCAAAGUGCAUCUCCAUUCAAGUUCACUGCAUUCCAGGCUGGUCCGAGGAUUUGCCUAGGAAAGGACUCCGCAUAUCUCCAAAUGAAGAUGGCAGUGGCGAUUUUGUGUAGAUUUUUCAAAUUUGAAUUGGUACCCGAUCAUCCAGUGAAGUACAGAAUGAUGACAAUAUUAUCAAUGGCACACGGGCUAAAAGUAACAUUAGCUAUACGCCCUUAAAAUUGUUGAUGUGGUCAUAGAUCACAUUGUCUGGUACAGAAUUUAUAUAUUGUAAUAUGGAACUGGUACAAUGAUUUCCAAAGUAGUUACUUUAUGCUUGCCUGGUCAAUGAAGAAACCGGUAAACCUUGUAAACAACUAAUAAAUAUAAAAGAUUAACACAAAAUGUCAUAUAUCCUUACAUCAAGACCUUGUAAUCUAUUUUCUAUCAAACAAAUGCGGGGCUUCUGGCUA
Molecule: messenger RNA, 1937 nt
Organism: Daucus carota subsp. sativus
Lineage: Eukaryota; Viridiplantae; Streptophyta; Magnoliopsida; Apiales; Apiaceae
Product: cytochrome P450 704B1
Exons: 6
Coding region: 103-1704 (533 amino acids)
Molecular function (GO): iron ion binding; oxidoreductase activity, acting on paired donors, with incorporation or reduction of molecular oxygen; monooxygenase activity
Source: RefSeq, a predicted model, not a curated record